Messenger RNA from Lucilia sericata (common green bottle fly), 2387 nucleotides. RefSeq lists its product as uncharacterized. NCBI's taxonomy places the organism in Eukaryota, Metazoa, Arthropoda, Insecta, Diptera, Calliphoridae. Bases 201 to 1760 code for a protein of 519 amino acids. The transcript has 3 exons. The record is from RefSeq and is a predicted model, not a curated record.
GAGUAGAUAAAAGAUAAACAACAAAUGUCUUCGCGAUUUUUUAGCGUAUAUAAACAAAAAAACCUUUAGGUGUAGAAAAUUUUUGCGGUUUUUACUUAUUGGACGAGUAAGAAAUUAAGAAAAGAACUUAAUUCUCAAUUUAAUAAAUUUAAAAAGUGUUAAAUUAAAGAUAUUUGCAAAUUAAAAAGUAUUACGAAGUCAUGAAAUUAAAUGAACCAGUUAGUGGUAGCAGUCCAGUAGUAACACCUCUUAAAAUAUCCUCCGUAUUGGGACAGAAAUUGGCGAAGGUGGAGCCAAUGCAAAAAAAUGAUUUAUUAGAGAAUGGUGGCGGCGGUGCUACUGCUGCUGCAAACGAUGAAGAUUUUGAUAAUUCUCCAGACGAAGAUGAAGAUUCUACAAAAGAUGAAGAUGUGGCUUUAACGACUACUGCUGCUGCAUUUGCAAAAGAUAAUAUUAAGUUAGAGACGGAUGUGGGAGAGGGUGGUGGUGGUGGAAGUGUUGGCGGUGGCAUUGUGGCAGAUGGCAUUGUUGGAGGUGGUGUUGAUAAUGAUACAGCCGAAACAGAAGAAGAAUCGAAUGCUGGUGGCAAAAAGAAAGGUGUACGAAAAAAACGUUCUAUUAAUUGGGAGGAAGCGGAAAGGAGCCUUCUAGUUGAGGUUAUUAAACCGAAAGUUGAUUUUGUGGAAAAUAAAGCUGUUGAUGCAAAAAGUAUCAAGUCUAAACGUAUGGCUUGGUUGCAUGUAACCAAACAAUUUAAUUCAUUAAAUUUUCGUCAUCGUUCUUUGGAACAAAUACAAGUACAGUGGCGUAGUAUGAAAAAUUUGGCCAAAAAAGAAUAUCAACAAAAACAUCCCAAGAGCACAGCCUCACAACUGGAGGGCUUACAAAUGUUGGAAUUUAUGGAGGAAAUGCAAAAGGAGCCCAUAAUGGGUGGCACACGCAGUCAAACGCGCAACUCGACAAUACAAAAUUCGCUUAAAAAAGAAUUGCCUGACGAUAUGGAAGAUGAAGAGGAGGAUACCCCGUUGGCGGCUUUACCCAAUGCUCUAUUGAAUCACAGUAACAGUGAAGAUACACAACCAACAUCAACUUUAGCACUACCAUCACCUCCCACCUCAGCAGAAUCACAUCACUUGGAAUACCAGCAGCAGCAGCAACAACAACAAUUAAUGGAAGUUAAUAAUAUUAGAAUGAAAAAGAAAAAAUCUUUACCGAAAAUCAAGCAAAAACUCACUAAAACCAAGAGCCCUUUGUUAAGUUCCAAAUUGCAGGAGAAAUCCUCCUCAGGUGGAGGCAUAGGUUUAAAGAUCAAACGACAAAAGUGUGAAACCUCAACAUCAUCUUCCUCUUUGACAGAUGUUUCCACCACUGGCAUUAUGUUGAAUUCAAUGUCUAAUGUUAAUACCAGCUAUCAUACCACCGAUUCAAAAGCCGCCAAUAACACAGUAUCCCUUACCUCCACUAACCUAAACACACCGCCUCUUUCUCCUCCCAUCUGCUUAGAUGAAAAGUAUAAGAAACAAUUAUUCGAUCUAAUAAAACGUGCGCGUUUGGCUGAAAUAGAUUUUGCCCGUAAAGAACACGAGCAAAAGUUACGCUUUGAACAGCAAGAGCAGGAACUCAAAUUACGUUAUAUGACCGAAAUUCAUGAACAACGAAUGCGUUUUUGUUUGCAGGAACAUGAAGCUCGCAUGCGAGUUUUUGCCACCGCAGCACAGGCAACAAAUACAACGCUUCCUGCUAGCAACAACGAAAAAUAAAAUAUUUAUGAGAAACAAAAGAAAUUAUGGAAAAGUUAAAAGAUUAAAUGCCAAUAAUAUUAAACACAAAUGGGAUAUAACAACAAUAACAAUAAUAAUAAUGUAUUAUAUACUCAUACAUAGGAAUUAUGUAUUUAUGUAUUGUAUAUGUAUAACUUAUGCAUUUAUUAUUUUUAAAUUAUUAUUUUAAUACUCAGCUAAUUUGAAUGGUUGUAUUCAUUUAUUUUUUAUUUUUAUAUUAAGAAAUUUAGAAAUCUUUUAGAUGCUAAACAGAUAUAAAAUACCACUCAACUUCAGCAGUUCUGUAAGGUUUUCUUGUUUUGUAAAAAGAAGUAAAAUGUUACGAAAAAAACGUGAAAAUUUUGUUAAGAACAAACAAAAUUCAAAAAGUUUCCAAGUAUUCAUUUUGUUCAUACAAAACAAGACCGUUAUUGUAUAGGAAUUUUAUAAUAUUUUUUUACUUAUAUUUAAGUAUUUUCAUAAAACACUUUUCAGUAUUAUUAAGUCAUUUUUUAUAUAUUUUUUAUUAUUUAAUUAUGUAGUUUAAUAUUCAUAUUUUUGAGCUAUAAGUUCGUUUAACCAUUAAUUUGGUGCAAAAUAAAUAAUUUAAAAAGUUUUAAUAAAUAA